AUUUAUCAAGAUAUACAAUUGAGAUCGGGGUGUCACCUGGAUGCAUGCCGCCAUUCGGUCCUGGCUCGUCCCCUCGUAUGAAAUGAGGCUAGAUACUGUUUCGGGGCGGCGCCGCAUACGGGGAACGCUCUCUAGGGGCGCUGGUACUCGGUAUCGGACUCCUUCCGCCACCCGAACCCCAACCUCGACCCCCAGCGGUACCGGCACUGGAAGAUAGGAGAGGUGAGCAAUGUCCGAUCGCUACCGGAGAUACUCUUCUCCCGAAAGAGAUCCAAGAGCAGAUCCAAGAGCCGGUAUUCGUGGUUCUCUUUUAUCUGAUGGUUCUACUGUAGCAUCUGAUCACAUGCAGAGUGCUGGUGAUCCAAGGGGCACAUCAGAUUCUCUGCGGAGUGAUAUACCGAUACGACCUGGAAGUUAUGGUUCAGAUCAUCUUUCUGGAGCAGGAAGUCAUGCUACGCCUGGAUUUAGUGGUUUGGCUGCUGGAGCUACCAUAAGAGGAUAUACUCCAUUAGAAGAGCCAGGCUUAACAAGAAGAGAUGCAUUAGGCAUUAAGCCUGGCAUCAGAGACGUACCCAAUCCUUUGGUAAAAUCUGAUGGUGCAUCUGCAGAUCAGUCUAAUAUCCUUUUUGUUGAUGGCCUUCCUACUGAUUGUACAAGGAGAGAAGUAGCCCAUCUCUUCCGCCCUUUUAUUGGUUUCAAGGAUAUCAAAGUUGUACAUAAGGAGCCUAGACGUACUGGAGAUAAGGCUCAUGUCCUGUGCUUCGUGGAGUUUAAUGAUGCCAAAUGUGCUUUAACUGCUCUGGAAGCUCUUCAAGAAUAUAAAUUUGAUGCCAGGAAACAGGAUUCGCCAGUCUUAAGGAUCCAAUUUGCGAAAUUCCCUUUCCGUCCAUCUUCUGUAUGUGAUGACCGGAGACAUGGAGGUGGCCCAAAUUGACAGGGAAUCGGCAAAGCUUGUUAUGGAUAGCCAUGAUUCGAAUGCACUUUUUACCCUGUGGGCUUUUAUACAGGGAUCUGUCAUGCUCAGGCAGUCAUCAGACGACUCACCAGUGAAGCACCAGUAAAUUCAUACAUUUUGACUGAUGACCAUAUAGAUGCGUUAACAUGCAGGAUAUAUCAUACUUGAGAAGUGGCUUCUUCGUAGUUUCCAGCCUAUGUAUUCAAGUAGUUGCUCCUAUUUUUCUGCUCGUGCCAUUGUUGCAGCAGUUGCAUUUAAAUAUGAUGUCUAAGACUCUAAGUAGACUAAUUCAAUGCUAGAAUUCUCAAAAAAAAAGAAAAAACUAAUUCAUUGCUGGUUUUUGUGCA
Molecule: messenger RNA, 1302 nt
Organism: Phoenix dactylifera (date palm)
Lineage: Eukaryota; Viridiplantae; Streptophyta; Magnoliopsida; Arecales; Arecaceae
Product: nuclear speckle RNA-binding protein A-like
Molecular function (GO): RNA binding
Source: RefSeq, a predicted model, not a curated record